This is a messenger RNA of Lethenteron reissneri (Far Eastern brook lamprey), 3007 nucleotides long. RefSeq names its product selenoprotein O (gene SELENOO). NCBI's taxonomy places the organism in Eukaryota, Metazoa, Chordata, Hyperoartia, Petromyzontiformes, Petromyzontidae. The record is from RefSeq and is a predicted model, not a curated record.
CAAACACUCCUGAAAAAGAAAGAGUUGAGAGCCUCCGUGAGUCUUUCCUGGGUAAAUAAGUGCAACAACAAAAAUUGGUAAAGUAACGAAAUUAAUGAGUGACUCAAGCGCCAUGGUUCCGAGGACCACGCAGCCUGGGGUCACGGCCCCGUGUGACCCCGCCGCCGCCACCACCGCCGCCGCGUUCAGCUGCCGAGUCCAUCAGCUCCACCCUCCACCACCUCCACCCCCUCCUCCUCCCUCUCCCUUCUCUCCUCUCCUCUUCGUCGUCUCUGCUGCGUGGAUGAGCGCGUUUCGCCGCCUCUUCGCAGACCCGUGCCGACGACGACUCGGACAGAGACGAGGAGGACAACAACAACAACAACAGCCGCAGCAGCCGCAUCCAACCUGGGCCAUGGCGACUCGUGCGUGCGCCACGGGCCCCCCAGGGAGUGGCACCUUAGAGACGCUUCGCUUCGACAACUCGGCGCUGCGCCGACUCCCGCUCGACCCCAGCGACGACCCGGCGCCUCGGCAGGUGCCCGGGGCCGUGUUCUCGCGGGUGAGGCCUAGCCCCGUGGAGAGGCCUCGCGUGGUCGCGGUCUCCGUGCCCGCGAUGCGGCUCCUGGGCCUGCGCGACCCCGAGGCCGAAGCGGCGCGGCCCGAGGCGGCCGAGUUCCUGUCGGGGAACCGCGUCCUUCCCGGGGCGCAACCGGCCGCCCACUGCUACUGCGGCCACCAGUUCGGCAGCUUCGCCGGGCAGCUGGGCGACGGUGCGGCCAUGUACCUCGGCGAGGUGCAGGCGGGGCCCGGGCAGCGCUGGGAGUUGCAGCUCAAGGGCGCUGGGCCAACGCCGUAUUCGAGGCACGCGGACGGCCGCAAGGUCCUGCGCUCGAGCCUGCGCGAGUUCCUGUGCAGCGAGGCCAUGCACCACUUGGGCGUGCCGACCACGCGCGCCGGCUCGUGCGUCACGUCGCACACUACUGUGCUCAGGGACGUCCACUACGAUGGCAACGCCCGGCCCGAGCAGUGCAGCGUGGUGCUGCGAAUCGCGCCCUCCUUCCUCAGGUUUGGUUCGUUUGAGAUCUUCAAACCGACGGACAAAGACACUGGGCGCACCGGCCCCAGCGCCGGCCGCGAGGACAUCAAGGUCACCAUGCUCGACUACGUCAUCGACACGUUUUACCCGGAGCUGCUCGAAGGCCAUGGUGACGGCGCGAGCCACAAGUACGCGGCUUUCUUUAGAGAGGUGGUGCAGCGCACGGCGCAGCUGGUGGCCGAGUGGCAGUGCGUGGGCUUCUGCCACGGUGUGCUCAACACGGACAACAUGAGCAUCCUGGGCCUCACCAUCGACUAUGGCCCCUUCGGCUUUAUGGACCGGUUCGACCCUCACUACGUGUGCAACGGCUCGGACGAAGGCGGCCGCUACGCCUAUGAUCAGCAGCCGGACAUGUGCCGCUGGAACCUGGAGAAGCUGGCGGAGGCGCUGGCCCCGACGCUGCCCGCCGAGCUGAGCCGCCCGGCGCUGGACGAGUACGGCGCCCUCUACGAGGCGGCCUACUUGCGCAAGAUGCGGCGCAAGCUCGGCCUGGGCCUCCUCGAGCAGCCCGACGACGCGGGCCUCGUGACCUCGCUGCUCGAGACCAUGCAGAGCACUGGCGCCGACUUCACCAACUCCUUCCGCCUGCUGAGUCGCCUGACGCUCGAGGCCGGCUCCGUGGAGGAGCUGGCGACGUUGCUGUGCCAGCAGUGCGCCACCGUGGAGGAGAUGAAGAGAGCCUCCAAGCCGAGGAUCGACUCCAGACAGCUGUCCCUGCUGCUGGCGCUAGCGCAGGCCAACCCGCAGGUGCUGCGCAUGUUUGGCGGCCGCUCAGGGCUGGAGCGCGAGCUGCGCUGCGUCGAGGCCUCGGAGCGCUGGCGCCUCGCCACGCCGGCGGAGAAGGAGGCGGAGGACGCUCGCGCCUGGACGCACUGGCUCAACGCCUACAGCUGCCGCCUGCUGCAGGAGCGAGAGGUGUCAGGGCUGGAGGCGGCGUCGUGGCGGAGGGAGACUGCCGCCACUAUGGACUCCGCCAACCCCAGGGUCGUCCUGCGCAACUACAUCGCCCAGCGGGCCAUCGCGGCCGCCGAGGAGGGCGACUUCACAGAGGUGCGGAGUGUGCUGCGGGUUCUGGAGACGCCGUACGCAGACGCUACCGACGAAGAGAGCAAAGCCCCCCGCGACACAGAGCAGGCUCUCUCCGCUGCUCCACCCGCCUCCUACACCUCCAAACCACCCCCCUGGGCGCUCGACCUCUGUGUCACAUGAUCCUCGUAAUUGCCUGGCUCGCCGGCGACCUCCUGCCCCCCCCGUGGAUGCCCCAGGGGGGCUCGGCGGAGGCUAUGGCGAGCCUAGGCCCUGGUAGUAGAUGCUGUGAGGAGCGCCCGACGGGGGACUGUCUGUCCGCUCGUGCGGAUUCUCUCGUCUCCAUGACGACCGAUGCAAUAACCCACAUAUCUUGGGCCGCUUCAGUCUGAUUCUUAGCGUUCCUCACGGCGACGAUCCCCUAAUAUAGAUGUAAACUGGCUGCUGCUGCUUGGUGCUGUUGCCAUGCCGGGUUCCGGAGUGGUGGUUGUAAAUGGGUUGUCUGGACUGGGAAUAAGGAAUUCACUGUUCAUACGAGUUAAAUGAUCUGCACGUUGUAUAUCUAGUUGAACUAAAAAAUCGCUCAAACAAUAACUUGUGUGGGUGUACAUGGCAGUCGUCAUUCAUGCAAAUUGCAUCUCAUAGCUGCACCGUUGUCACAUCGGGUUGCAGAGAACCACAGACAAGUGGCAAGGCAGCUCAAAACCCAUGCCAGCAAAUUUCCCAAGCUUGGCGAUCCUACGUUUGGAUGUUGGGCCCAACUCCAAUAAGUUGUUUGCUCAGCGGCAAAGCAAAGUGGCUUCACAAUCGCAGGUUACGUUAACUGCAAAUUAGUUUUCUGUAGCAAUGCGCUCACUCACUCAUUUACUCACUCAGUCCAACUCGCACCCACCCACUUACUCG